GGUAGAUUCUUUUCAAAGAGCGCCGGUGUAGUUGGUACACUGACAGGAAGAAGAAGAAGAAGAAGAAGAAGAUAAAAGAGUUGGUGGGAUUUGAAAUUUUUGGUGCUUUCUUCUAACUUCAUUAGUGGAGUUUCAUAUAAUAAAGGAAAAAAAGUCCACUUUUCUUAUAUAUUACUCGUUUCCUUCAAGCUAGCUCUCUCUUUAUUUAGAUCUUGAAGUGUGAGAUGGCGACAACAUCAGCAAGAACGUUCUCAAUUGGGUCGACUGUCUCCUUUGGAAGCAGGGGGAAUCCACUUCCACAAUCUAAACCUUUUGUUGCGAGGUUCACCUCCCCAAAUUCACUUGCAAGUUUUAGUGGCCUCAAGGCAGCAACAUAUGUGAACUGUGAAUCAGAGUCCUCAUUCUUCGGCAAGGAAAGCAGCGCCGCUCUUAGAGGCUCAUUUGUACCAAAAGCACAGAAAGCAAACCAGAAGUCUCAGUAUGGUCUACAGCCUGUGGCAUCUUACAAAGUGACAAUACUUGGAGCUGCUGGAGGGAUAGGUCAGCCAUUAGCCCUUCUAAUCAAGAUGUCUCCAUUAGUUUCAGCCCUGAACCUCUAUGAUAUAGCAAAUGUCAAGGGAGUUGCUGCGGACCUCAGUCACUGUAAUACUCCGUCUCAAGUUCAGGAUUUCACUGGUGCUUCUGAAUUAGGAAAUUGUUUGAAAGGUGUAAAUGUAGUGGUUAUUCCUGCUGGAGUUCCAAGAAAGCCUGGUAUGACUCGUGAUGACCUCUUCAACAUCAAUGCCAACAUCGUGAAGACCUUGGUUGAGGCGGUUGCUGAUAAUUGUCCCGAUGCCUUCAUCCAUAUUAUUAGCAAUCCAGUUAACUCCACAGUACCAAUUGCUGCCGAAGUCCUGAAGCAGAAGGGUGUUUACGAUCCAAAGAAGCUUUUCGGUGUUACAACAUUGGAUGUUGUGAGAGCUAACACAUUUGUUGCUCAGAAGAAAAACCUUAAGCUCAUUGAUGUGGAUGUUCCAGUUGUCGGGGGACAUGCUGGUAUCACCAUUUUACCUCUUCUGUCAAAGACGAAACCCUCUGUUAACUUUACCAAUGAAGAAGUGGAACAAUUAACUGUUAGGAUUCAAAAUGCUGGGACUGAAGUUGUGGAGGCAAAGGCUGGUGCAGGGUCUGCCACCUUAUCUAUGGCUUAUGCAGCAGCAAGAUUUGUUGAAUCAUCUCUUCGUGCUCUGGAUGGAGAUGGAGACGUCUAUGAGUGCUCUUUCGUGCAGUCCGACCUAACCGAUCUUCCAUUUUUUGCAUCUAGGAUCAAGCUUGGAAGAAAAGGGAUUGAAACUUUGAUUCCAUCUGACCUUUCCGGGUUAUCCGAGUAUGAAGAGAAGGCCUUGGAAGCUCUUAAGCCUGAAUUAAAGGCCAGCAUCGAAAAGGGAAUUGCUUUCGUGCAAAAGCAACCGGUUACUGCUUAAAAACUCGGUCUUUGAAGCUCUAACUUCAUUGAAACCAUGGUUGAGAGAGAGAGUAGACCAAGUCUGGGUUUAACCCUGAAUCAGAACUUUCAGUUUUGCAGAAUGGAAGAUUUUCAGUUUCGUGUUUUUUUUUCCCGAAUGAUGAUCACAGAGAAGGGAACUUAAAAAAAGGGCAAUUUGGUGUUGUAGAUGAGAAGAAUUGAAUGGUUUCUCAAUCAGAGUUUUGUAGUACUUUUGACAGUUUUAAAAUUUAUUUGUUGGGCUUAAUACCACUUUUAACUAA
Messenger RNA from Gossypium raimondii (Peruvian cotton), 1746 nucleotides. Its product is annotated as malate dehydrogenase, chloroplastic. Gene Ontology annotation, molecular function: L-malate dehydrogenase (NAD+) activity. Gene Ontology annotation, biological process: malate metabolic process; tricarboxylic acid cycle. Bases 225 to 1463 code for a protein of 412 amino acids. The transcript is spliced from 2 exons. NCBI's taxonomy places the organism in Eukaryota, Viridiplantae, Streptophyta, Magnoliopsida, Malvales, Malvaceae. The record is from RefSeq and is a predicted model, not a curated record. Gene Ontology annotation, cellular component: cytoplasm; mitochondrion.